GAGCGGCGGGACGCUUGAAAUGAGAAGAGGCAAGUUAUGUUAUCGCUCUUCCUCUCCGCUUACCUAAGCGCAACGGACUACAUAUACACGCCUAUACCUUUAUCGAUUCCUCACGAAUGCACCAUAUUUAAAAGUAACAGAAAUGGCACCCAAAAAGCAGAAGGACCACACCGCGAACAUCUCUAGCUCCAUCGAAUCUGAAGACUUCAGUCUAGAGACCACAGUGCCCACGGAAGACAUCUCGUCCUCAGACGAGAAAGAUGGCUCACGUAAAGUCACGAAACAGCUACUGGAAAGGAAAGAACUGCUCCAUAACAUCCAACUCUUGAAAAUAGAGCUGUCGCAGAAAAAUCUCAUGAUUGAUAAUCUCAAAGUGGAACACCUUACCAAAAUUGAAGAAUUGGAAGAACAACUGAAUGACGCAUUGCAUCAGAAACAGGUGCUCGCCCUUCGCCUGGACAGUCAGCUAAAACUCCAACAGGAUGAGAGCAGGAAGCAGCAGGCACUGAGGAAACAAGAGAUGGAUGGCAUUUUGGUGCGGCAGAAGCAGCUGGAGGAGACCAACCGGCAACUGUGUGAGCGGGCCGGUGAUGUCCGCCGCAGUCUUCGAGACCUGGAGCUGAGUGAGGAGAAGUACUCGGAACUGCGCGAGCUCCCAGAAGACAAGCUCUCCAUCUCUGAAUAUGUGGCGGUCCGCUUCUAUGAGACGGUGAUGCCGUUGAGGUCACUGGUGACGGAGCUGCAGGUGAAGAAGAGCAACAUGAGUGAGGACCUAGACAGCCAUCGCAACCAGAUCAAAACCCUCAUGGAGAGCUACGAGGAGGAGAGGAGAGCCCGCUCUGAGCUGGAGCUCCGCUGUCAGAGGGUGACCCUGGAGCUGGCCGACACGAAGCAGCUCAUACAGGACGAUGACUACAGACGGCAGAACUACGACAAAGUCAAGCGAGAGCGAGACGGCUAUGAAGGGGAGGUGCAGGAGCUGAGAAAGAAGCUUACGAUGACGGACCUGACACAGACCGCCCUGACCAAGGAGAGGAACGACCUCAGUAAAGCGGUGGCCACCCUGCAGCAGUCGGUCACUCUGCUCCAGAAGGAUAAGGACUACCUAUCCAGGCAGAACAUGGAGCUGAAUGUGCGCUGUGCCCAUGAGCAGGAGCGAUUGGACAGGCUGCAGGGCCAGCUGGAUGACACCAAGAAGGCCCGCGAGGAAGCCUACGACAAAUAUGUGGCUUCCAGGGAGCGCUACAAGACCGAGUACGAGAAUAAACUGCGUGAUGAGCUGGAGCACAUCCGACUGAAGACCAGCAGCGAGAUCGAGAGCCUGCAGCGUGCCUCCAAGGAGAUGUAUGAGCGGGAGAACAGGAACCUUCGUGAGGCACGAGAUAAUGCUGUCCUCGAGAAAGAACGAGCGGUCAGUGCGGAGAGGGAGGCGCAGACCAACUACGACCGGCUCCUGGAUCAGUUCAGACAGCUGCAGCUGAACUCCGACAGCAGGACAUCAGAGCUGCAGAGUCAGCUGAAGCUGAAGGCUUUCGAAGCGGAGCGUGCUCAGAUGGUCCAGGAGGAGUCUGCCAGGAACCUCGAUCUCUGCCAGAUGGAGUGUGAGAAGCACCAGAAGAAACUGGAGGUUCUCACAAAGGAGUUUUACACACUGCAGACGUCGUCAGAGAAGCGUGUCGCGGAGCUGCAGUCCCAGAGUGCUGAGCAGCAAGUCCGCCUGCAGGCCUACGAGAAGCUAGAGAAGGAGCUGGAUGACGUUACCAUGCAGGCGGCAGAGAUGGAGAAUGCGGAAGAAGCAGAGAGGGUGCUGUUCUCAUAUGGUUACGGAGCGAACGUCCCCACAACUGCCAAGCGGAGGCUGAAGCAGAGUGUUCACCUGGCACAAAGGGUUUUGCAGCUGGAGAAGCAGAACACUCAGCUGAGGAGAGACUUGGAGAGAAGCACCUCCCACACGGAGCAGCUCUCUGAGGAGCUACAGUCAGCCAAUCAGCUGCUUCAGCAGGCCCAGCAGCCAUACAGCUACCUCAUAGAGACGGUUCGCCGGCGUGAUGCGCAGACCCAGUCAAUGAAAGAGCGCCUCUUACAGCUGGAACAGGAAGUAAGUGGCUUGAGGAAAGAGAAGACAGCCCUGCAGCAGACGAACAACAACAUGGCCGCAGACCUGGAGCGUCUCCUGGGCCACAGAGAGGAGCUGUCUGUGAUGAAGCAGGUGCUGGUGGGCUUGUGCUCACAGCAGCACGGGGAGCCUUCAACCAUACCAGCACCAGAGGCCUUUAGCACAGUCGCGCGCAGGACUCCAGAGCUCGGGGCAGGUGCCCACGAUGACGAGUUGGCCAAGCUCCGACCCAAACCCACUGUGUUUACUAAUAAAGACGUCCCGGAGUGGUACAGAAAGCUCAAGGUGAAGCGUAAGUGACGCAUGGAGACCUGUUUAUCCAGUGGGCAAAGAGCGGCCCCCGAACCAGCGUGUAGAUACGCAUGUGCGACUUUUAUUUAUGGAGGGCGGGACUGGCUCCGUGAUCAGUCGUUCGAUGUAUUUGUACAUUUCUUACGCGUUUUAAGCAGUUCAUAUGUGUGUAAAUUUUAUAUUAAUAUUGCCUUAUUUUCUUUUUUUUUUUUUU
Electrophorus electricus (electric eel) is the source of this 2621-nucleotide messenger RNA. It is a transcript of the gene pibf1, whose product is annotated as progesterone immunomodulatory binding factor 1. The record is from RefSeq and is a predicted model, not a curated record. Gene Ontology annotation, cellular component: microtubule organizing center. Gene Ontology annotation, biological process: cilium assembly. Lineage: Eukaryota; Metazoa; Chordata; Actinopteri; Gymnotiformes; Gymnotidae.